AUGAAAUACCAGACUGAUAACAGCAGCGCUAUCCGUGCAGUGAACCAGAAAAACCCAAUGUCCAAUCCGACGUCCUCAGUGUCCAUUUACAGCAAUGCAACCGUGGUCGAAGUCAAGACUUCCCGCGAGAGCUGUUGUAAGCAACAGCAAAGCUCUUCCCACACUGAUCACAGCUAUAAGGCUUCACUCCUGCGUGUGUUAGUUUGGUUUGUGGAGACCAUCAGUAGUAAGCAGAGUGAAUUGGACACCUUCAUAGCAGAGGGCUACAAGACUGCUCUGUCCGAGGAGCGCAGGAGGUACUGUUUCCUGGUGGACAGACAGUGUGCUGUGGCCAAGAACAGCAGCGCCUACCACGGCAAGGGUAAAGACCUGCUGACCCAGAAGAUCCCAGUAUGGCAGCAGGCUUGUUCAGACCCCAACAAGCUACCAGAGCGGGCCAUGCUCCUAGCCCAGCAGAUGGGCUCCGGGUCCAGCACGGGCACCGCUUCCCUGACCAUGGGGGGCUCCAGCCCCCUGAACACCUCCAAGUCUAACCUGUCCAACCUGGUCAUCUCUGACCCCAUCCCCGGGGCUCAGCCACUCCCUGUCCCCCCAGAACUGGCUGUCUUCAUGGGUGGUGGGCUGGGACACCAGGCGAGGCUGAUGGGUUCAGAUGGGAUUUCCAUGGUGAACGGUACGACAGGACUCCACGGAGAGGAAGAGUACUGGACAGAGGGUGGGGUGUCAGUCUCCCAGCUCCAAGGAAGACCCUCCUCCCCCCAGGCCCCUUCCCUACCCCAGGGACAGGCCCCCACCCAGAGACAGGUCAGUGAGCACUACUCCAAUACCCUGCCCGUCCGCAGGCCCCAGCCUGCCAAGAACAAGACGGCCCCAGGUGAGACCCGUACCCUGCCCAGGUCGAGCUCCAUGGCAGCGGGGCUGGAGAAGAACGGUCGUGCCCGUGUCCAGGCCAUCUUCUCCCACGCGGCCGGAGACAACAGCACCCUGCUCAGCUUCUCUGAGGGAGACAUCAUCACCCUGCUGGUCCCAGAGGCCCGUGACGGAUGGCACUACGGGGAGAACGAGAAGAACAAGAUGCGUGGCUGGUUCCCCUUCUCUUACACACGUGUGCUGCCAGAGAGUGAGAAGGAGAAGCUCCAGGUGAAUCUGCACCAUGGGAAGAGCAGCAGCACCGGGAACCUGCUGGAGAGCGAUAUGUCUCUGCCCAUGCCCGACUACGGCCUGACUGCCCGCCUGCUGGCACAGAGCCUGGCACAGAGCAGACCCAGGCCCUACAGCAUGGCAGGCUUUACCACACAGCCUGCCCUUGAGGACUACGACAGUCGCUUUGCUGCUGCAAGUGGCGGUUGGUGGGUAGAGGAUGAGGAGGGCGCUGAGAGGGAGAGCCAGGGAGAAGCCCGUCCACCAAUCGGCUUGCAGCGUUUCCCACUCUGAACUCUUAACUUUGAAUUUCUCUAUCUAAUCAAUGUCUGUGCGAGAGACAAAAUGGACACUACUAAACUCUCAAUCUCAAACAAGAGACUGCCUUUGCCACUGCUUGUCUUUGACUGUCAUGCAUGUACAUGGUUGUGUCAUUUUGUUCAAUCUGAAAAGACAUGUUCGUGUACGGUACAAGUGCCAAAAAGAUCAACAUUGUAUACAGUCAUUGUACUUCACUCAGCCACUGAACUGGACGAAACUGCUUUUCUAAAGCAGGUGGAAUGACUCAACAUGAUAAUGGAGACUUCGGAUGUGUCAAAUGGAACCCUAUUCCCUAUGUACAUUUGCCCAGGGCCCAUUCUAUGGGGAAUAGGUGCUGUUUGGGACGUAGCCUUUGUUUGCAUUGAGGCUGGUCAGAUAUUCUGUCUGUUGUUCCUUUGAUAUACACUAUGUGGCGUUGCACUCAUUGCCUGGUGUGACCUGUCAAUGCUGAAGUCCAUUUGAGGGGGUUUCCGACGGUGUCAUUAUGCCUUACUUCUGAAAUGUUCCUUUUCUUCUGUGGUAGUUUAAAUGUGCGACUUAGGUUGUGGAAUAUAAAUAUCUUACUUUAACUUGGACACCCCUUUCAAAUUUGACGCAAGAAUCAACUUUUGUUUUAUCAACUUUUGUCUGGGUGAUCAUUACCAUCCAGGACGAAUUUCGUAUUUUCCCCUUUUUAUGAUUCUUAAAAUCAAGAUGAUUAUUUUGUUAAAAAUAUAAAUACAUGUUUCAUAGUGCAAAAUAUCUGGUUUCAAAUUCAGAUAUCACUAUAUACAUCCAGUCCUUUCUAGGACCUCCUCCAAGCCAUCUUAUGAGUGGUCAGUCUGAAAUAUUCAUUUUCCUUCAAAUACUCCUUGAUGGAGCUCAGUUUGGACCUUUUCUGACCCCUGAAUAUGCUCUUUCAGCAGUUGGGGCAGUCAUCAUUGACCCCUCUACAACCAUUUGAACCUUCCAUGACCUUUGUCUAGUUUUCUCCAUAACUGCUGUGAUCUAGUUGAAAGAAAGUACAAACAAUAUGUUUAAUAAUAUGAUUAUCAUCGUAUGUCCUGAGUGAUUAUGUCCUUUUUUGGUCUUCAUUUCUUUGAAAAAUGCGUUAAGUGUUUGUUGUAAAAAGAUUUCCAGAAAAAUAUAAAAUAUUUAUUUGAAUAAUAUAAAAAGUCCUUAUCUUUGAGCAUGCUACGGCGCAAUGAUCAGAAAUGUGAUACUAUUGAACUUUGACAUUGAAUGUAUGGUGACUUUUUACAAAAAGUAUUCUAAAUAAAACAUAUCUAUAUAUUAAUAAACAGUUUGUUCAGAGGAGAUAUCUGUUCUGUCAAAUUAAUGACUUAAAAAAUAUAUAUAUUUGAAAUGAUUUAAUUUAAUAUUUUUUUCUAUUUUGAUUGACAUCAGUAUGUUUUGGACCAGUACUGGCCAAACAUAUGAAGUAUUGUCUGUUGUCAUGGCGUCUGCAUCGUCCACACCUCAUCCCUACCUCUCCCUGUCCACCUCAUCCUCUAUGCACUACCUCUGGCGUCCCAUAGCAACCAAGCUCUGAUCGCCACGUCAUCAUGAUGUGAUUUGAACCAUUUGAGUAUCAGUGUGUGUGGUGAAUGUGUGUGUUUGUGAAUGCCACUAUAGAUGUGUUCCUCUCCUUUCCUUCCUACCUUCUUUCCCUUCCUGCCUCCUCUCCUCUCCUU
Oncorhynchus gorbuscha (pink salmon) is the source of this 3134-nucleotide messenger RNA. Its product is annotated as brain-specific angiogenesis inhibitor 1-associated protein 2-like. NCBI's taxonomy places the organism in Eukaryota, Metazoa, Chordata, Actinopteri, Salmoniformes, Salmonidae. Gene Ontology annotation, molecular function: protein binding. Gene Ontology annotation, cellular component: cytosol; nucleoplasm. The transcript is spliced from 11 exons. The record is from RefSeq and is a predicted model, not a curated record. Bases 1 to 1434 code for a protein of 477 amino acids. Gene Ontology annotation, biological process: actin filament bundle assembly; plasma membrane organization; actin crosslink formation.